GGAAGGCGGGGCUGAAAGUUCCUACUCAGUGGAAGCCGAGAAGCAGGAGGCACUGGCAUGAAGCAGCAGAGAUGGUACUGGAUGUCGGCGAAGACGGGUACAGUGCUGUCAGGGGUCUUUUCCAUCAUGGCCACCCACAUGCACCUCAUCUUUGAAAGGAGGCACCUCGGGGUCAGCAACUGCACGGACAUCCACCACGGUCAGGGUAUCAACAUGGUGGGACACUUCUUCGUCUGCUGGAGCUUAAGAAUCGUCAUCUUACUGUCCAUCGUCACCAUGGCCGUCAGCUGCUUCCUACUGUAUUCCGUGUACGCCCAGAUUUACGGGGGUCUCAUGAGCUACACCAUCUGGAUCUUCACCUAUGAGUCCAUCACCCUGGCCAUCCAGAUCCUCACCGACGAGCUGAGCGUGGCUCUGGUCAGGGCCAUGCGCUGGUUCGGUUGGGUGACCCGUGCAUCCCUGCACAGCUUCUGUUUGUACUUCGUUGUCUCCCAUGCCCAGAUCAUCUACCAGAGCAAAAAACAGGGCAACAUACUCUCUUACCACAGGCGGGUCUCGAUGGGGAGCAGAGACACAACACGUCGGAAAUCAAAGAUUCUCAAUUUCAUCCCCCACUACAAUGAUUAAAGGUGGUGGUCACUUCCCACCUGGGAGGCUCUCAGGGGAGUCCCAGUCCCCCA
This is a messenger RNA of Onychomys torridus (southern grasshopper mouse), 680 nucleotides long. It is a transcript of the gene Tmem217, whose product is annotated as transmembrane protein 217. NCBI's taxonomy places the organism in Eukaryota, Metazoa, Chordata, Mammalia, Rodentia, Cricetidae. The coding region runs from base 58 to 627 and encodes 189 amino acids. The record is from RefSeq and is a predicted model, not a curated record. The transcript is spliced from 2 exons.